GUUCGAUAGAAAUUUUCCGAUGUUUUGUCAGCUCUAUCUACCCAGCAACGACAAAGUAGGAAAUAAUUUCCACACCUGAUAAAAAUUGUAUUUUGCAUCUUUAAUCGAGACCAGGGCAGCUUUUUAUCCGCGUCUUCGCAGUUUUUAUACCAUCCCAACCGCAGCGACCUUGCCCAGUGCGUGUGCCUUCGAUACAGUGCUUAAAAUUACGUAGGGGCCAGGAGCGACGGAAAAGAAGGAAAAUAUCUAAAAAUAUUUUUAAUCGCCGUGAAAGUAGCCAGCAGCAGAUUUAUUUUCGCGAAAAUAGCGCUUGGAGUAACUAAUUGACUGCGAAAAUGGUUCUCAAAGUUUAUGUCAGCGGCAUGUCCGGCAACAAGGAGGUGAAGAAGCGACAGCAGCGCGUGCUGAUGAUCCUGGACAGCAAGAACAUCCAGUAUGACACCGUCGACAUCACGGAGCCCGGCAAGGAGUCCGAAAAGGAGCUGAUGCAAAACAAAUCUACUAGCAACGGUGGCACCGUGAGCGAUCCGGAUCCCCGCCAUCCCCUGCCCCCGCAGCUAUUCAAUGAUGACGAGUAUUGCGGCGACUACGACGCCUUCGACAUGGCCAACGAGAUCGACACCCUGGAGGUGUUCCUCAAGCUGGCACCCGCCGAUACCACGGCGGUCAGUACUGCCCAGAUUGAACUGAAGCAGGAAAAUGGCGAGGCCAAAAAGGAGGAGGCGGAAGCGGAGAAGGAGAAGGCUGCGGAAGGUGGCGAGGGCGAUGAGGCGACGGAGAAGGCCGAGGGAGAAGAUGGCGAGGACAAGGACAAAAAGGAGGGCGAUGAGGAAGACGCCGACAAAGAAAAAGAAGAAAAUUCAGAGGAAAAGACUGAAACCGCUGCAGAGGAAGAAACCGAGGAUAAGGAAAAGAAAGAAGAGGCGACAGAAAAAUCCGAAGAUGAAACCAAAGAAAAAUCUGAAGAAGAAGAAUCUACAAAAGAAACUGAAGAUAAAGACAAAGAAACGGAAGAAAAAUCUGAAGCUGAGACCAAAGAAAGCGCAAACGAAGCCGAAAAGCAGACUGAGGAUAAGGACGCCGAAGAAGAGUCUAGUGGCGAUGAGGAAGAAAAGGAUGAAGAAGCAAAGGAAGCAGAAAAGGAGGAGAAAGGUGCGGACAAGGAAGUCAAGGAGGAAAAAGACUCUAGUAACGAUAAAGAAGAAGGGGAUGAAGAAGCUACGAAAGCAGAGGAGGUGGAGACAGAUGCUGAAAAGAAAAAUACGGAAGCUGACAAAGAGGACGACACACAGGUGGAAAAAGAAGCAUCAGAAGAAACCACGAAAGCUAUAGAGGAAUUAGAAAGUGCCGAAGCCGACGAGAAAAAGGAAGAAGAAACAGAGGAAAGGGCGGAUAAAACUGACGAGGUAGAGCAGACACAGAAGCCUGACGAAGAAGCGCAAGAAGAUGAAACGGAUAAAAAGGAAGAGAGUAAUAAGCCGGAGGCCGAUGAAGGAAAUGAAACUAAAGAUGAAGAAGAAGAUGAGCAUGUAGAAGAAAACAAACAGGUGGAAAUAACUACCGAGGAGGAGAAAUCAGAGAAACCUGAAACACAAGAGGAAGAAACGGUAGACAAGGCAGAGAGUAGUAAACCAGAAGACGACAAAAAUAACGCCUCAUCGGAAGAAAGCGAGGAGGAAGAGGAAUAACCUGAAUGAAGAAGAAAAACAACGGCUAUCAAAGAUACACACAUACACUGACAUCCUCAUCUCAAUCACAUACAUACAUAUUUAAAACUGAACCUUUAGCCAAAUAAUACCGAAAUGUUCUGUAAAUAGAAACAAAUGAAACCCACUAAUAACAAAUUUGGUGACGGGAAAACGUAUCCCAGGAGUGUAAGUCUUAAUCUUUCAUUAUUUAAUUUCUUUCUCUGCAUAAUUUCUCCGCAACAAC
Drosophila serrata is the source of this 1932-nucleotide messenger RNA. RefSeq names its product SH3 domain binding glutamate rich protein Sh3beta (gene Sh3beta). NCBI's taxonomy places the organism in Eukaryota, Metazoa, Arthropoda, Insecta, Diptera, Drosophilidae. The record is from RefSeq and is a predicted model, not a curated record. Gene Ontology annotation, cellular component: cytoplasm.